Messenger RNA from Brassica oleracea var. oleracea, 2107 nucleotides. RefSeq names its product mitoferrin. The coding region runs from base 395 to 1981 and encodes 528 amino acids. NCBI's taxonomy places the organism in Eukaryota, Viridiplantae, Streptophyta, Magnoliopsida, Brassicales, Brassicaceae. Gene Ontology annotation, molecular function: S-adenosyl-L-methionine transmembrane transporter activity. Gene Ontology annotation, cellular component: mitochondrial inner membrane. The transcript is spliced from 8 exons. The record is from RefSeq and is a predicted model, not a curated record.
UUCAACCCUUUCAAUUUCUUUUUCCACGCGCGGCUGGAUCUUCCCGAGGAACUUGAGAUCUCAGAGCUGCUGCUGAAGAACGUUCGCAAGUUUUGCUUCAACUUUUUCUGAAUUGGCAGUCUCUUUUAAAUUUUAAUCUUUUUUUCUUCUUAUUCUCGAGAGAACACCAAUAAUCCCUCCUUUUUUUUCUUUUUUGGCUCUAUUGUUUUGGUAUACAUACAUAUAGAGGAACGACCACUGUCAUGUAUAAGAAGUUGAUGAAGUUUCAUAUAGGGAGGGGUCUUUGGAACAAAUCCAUGUCGUAGCUAAGGCAUCUGCAAGUGAGUAUUAGCUGAAAUUGGAAUCAGAAAAUUGGCUCAUUUUGAUUGGUUCUUUAGGUUUGUGAGAAAAGCAAAUGGCUUCUGGGAAAGGCCCUUUUAAAAAGGGUCAACCUUCGAUUAAGCAUAGUUGCAACUUCGCUGAGGCUAAGAGGAAGCUGUCAAAGAUCAGUGAUCAUGAACAUGUUGAGUAUCUUCCCCAGAGGCACACCAGAUCAAGAGGAUCUUCAAAGUUGAGUCAAAUGUUGAGCAGAGAUGCGCUGAUAUCAGCAGUUGACUUGAUGUGGGAUCGCUCCGAUAGAACAGGUUCGCCUGCUGAAGAAGAGGCUAAUAAGUCUCAGUUGGUGAGAGUUUCCGAGAAGAUGUGCUAUAGGCAAUCUUCGGAGGCUAGAUGGGAGAGAGACAAACUGUACAGCUGGAUGGAAGGAGUAGCUCCCUCUAUUACCAGGCUUCAUAAGGGAGAUGCUGAGUUUGAGAAGAUAGAAAGUUGCUAUGCUGAGGAGGGCCACUCAAAUCCAAGGGGUCCUCUUUUAGAACCAUCCAGAUCUAUGGAUGCCAACUCUCUCUUUCUACUUUACAAAGAUAGGUGUGCCAAUAAGAGAGGAGUGAACAUAAUAAGCUCCAGAUGUAGUAGCACGGACUGCCCUUCUAAGCUUUCUUCUCCUUCAGGGACUAACCCACGCGAAGACACCUUAUCCAUGCUUGAGGGAGAUAGAAAAGACCUAGAGAAUGAAGCUUGUUUGUCCUCUACUUACGCCUUUGCUAAACAUCGGCAUGCUUUUGCCGGUGCCUUGGCUGGUGUCAGCGUCAGUCUUUGUCUUCACCCACUUGAUACAGUCAAGACAAUGAUUCAAUCAUGCCGCUUCCAAGACAAGUCUCUAUGCUAUACCGGGAGAUCAAUCAUAUCUGAAAGAGGUGUUUCUGGACUUUAUCGGGGGAUUGCUAGCAACAUUGCCUCAUCAGCUCCUAUCUCUGCCCUUUAUACAUUCACUUAUGAAUCAGUUAAAGGAGCUCUGCUCCCUGUUUUCCCUAAGGAAUAUUGCUCUCUUGCCCACUGUGUAGCCGGGGGUUCCGCAAGCGUUGCAACUUCUUUUAUCUUCACGCCAAGUGAGCGUAUCAAACAGCAGAUGCAAGUCAGUUCACAUUAUCGCAACUGCUGGACUGCAUUAGUUGGAAUCAUCCAGAAAGGUGGUCUACUUUCUUUAUAUGCUGGAUGGAGUGCAGUGCUUUGUAGAAAUAUCCCUCACUCGAUCAUUAAGUUCUAUGUUUAUGAAAACAUGAAGCGAAUGGUAUUACCAUCCAUAGGUCCUUGUGGUCAAGCGGCUCAACCCACAACAUUGCAAACGCUCGUCUGUGGAGGACUAGCGGGAUCUGCUGCUGCCUUUUUCACAACCCCAUUUGAUGUAGUGAAAACAAGAUUACAAACUCAGAUUCCUGGAUCUAAGACCCAACAUCCUAGUGUGUAUCAAGCUCUUCAAUCAAUACGGAAACGAGAAGGUCCACGAGGGCUAUACAGAGGUUUGAUCCCCAGACUGGUGAUGUACAUGUCCCAAGGAGCUAUAUUCUUUGCUUCAUAUGAAUUUUACAGGAGUAUACUCUCUCUAGAAGAUCUCUCUGCUCGCUGGCACAAAACAAAAGAUGGAGAUAACCCUAACCCAUUAUAGGACAAAGAUUGUAACACUUUAAUCAUUACCAUUUUUUGGGCUAUGUAACUAUUGAUUUGAUGAAAAUUCAUUUGUUCAAAGUACCUUUUUUGACCGGGGAGAGAAAAGAGGAAGAUGAUCUCAUUA